GUGGAGAAUAAUGCACGGCAAUCAGCUCUUUUUAAAAAAAUAAUGAAAAGUGGUUUAUCAGUUUUUGCCUAUGGUUUUUGCAAAUGAACUCUUCAGUCUGUCUGAAUACUGGAUUCUGAUUGGCUGGCAGGUUGCUCUUGAGCGCGGUGAGAGGAGGAUAAUCUGUCCACAGCUCAAGCGCUCAAGAGCCGAUAAGGAGCUUCCAACCGACGCGCUGUGAACGCCGCGGUCUGCUGCUGUCACGCACUCAAUAUCACUGUUUAUGAACAACAUGGAGGGAUGCAACAUCGAGUAAUGUGAUCAGAGCCGAUCUCUUCAGCUGAUUAAUGUGGAGAGAUGAAAAUGGGAGCGAGGGAUAUCCGAACUUCUCCGAUGACGGAUUUUAUGAAGGAGCCUGCAGCCUGUGAUGGGAGCUAAGGGUUUAUCCUGCUGGCUGUAGUCGCUUCCUGGUGGAUCUUUUGGUGUGAGCCUGCAUCUCCUCUACAGACAGACGGUCUUCAAGAGUGGGCCGCUGUUUGUCCUUUGCUUUGAGGGUGACUGUGAGAGUGAGAGCAAGGCAUUCUGGGAAUCCCAGCCAGACCUGGAUGUGGUUGAGUCUCAGCUAUCAGCAGCAGAAGAAAAGUUUGUCCAAUGCUGCCCCUCUAUAUACUGAAGUUCACCUCCAGGGGCAUCAUGAGUGGAUAACGGGCGUGGCCGGAGGCGGUGCAUAGGUCAAGGGGUGGAGCCACUGCGGUGGAUGGGCAGUAUUGAGUGGGAGGGAGGUGCUGUAAAUGAUGACCAGUCUUUUCCGUCGGAGUAACGCGAACAGUAACCAUGGCAGCGGUUCGCGAGAAGGCGACGCUGCCUCAGGAGAGCUCAAUAACAGGAGGCCUCCACGUCAGGUCCGGCGUUUGGAGUUUAGCCAGGCUAUGGACGACUUUAAGACGAUGUUCCCCAGCAUGGAGCAUGAGGUUAUCGAGUGUGUCUUGAGGGCCAACCAUGGUGCUGUUGACUCCACCAUUGACCAGCUAUUGCAGAUGAGCUUGGACAGACAGGCCACGGAUGACAGCUCGGAUUCAGAGGACAGCAUCCCUCCAGAGAUCCUGGAGAGAACGCUGGAGCCGGACAGCUCAGAUGAGGAGCCUCCACCCAUCUACGCGCCGCCCUCCUAUGACAUGCACAUCUAUGACAGAAAACAUCCCGCAGAUGUUCCAUCCACACCACCACCCAGGUUCGAUGAUUAUCCCCCUCCUGGGCACCAGCAGAUUGGCAGAUACAGGAACUGGAAUCCACCGUUACUAGGCAACCUCCCUGAUGACUUCCUGCGUAUCCUGCCUCAGCAGUCAGAAAGUCUUCAGCGUUCUCAGAGCAACCUGUCUCAGCCUUCCUCCUCCUCCUCUUCCUCCCUGUCAUCCCUGACGCAGCUUUCGUCCAGCAGCAGUGCCCUGUCAGGUGGUGUUUGGCCAUCUGAACAGGACAGGAAGUUGAAACAGUACUUAGAGGACGAGCGAAUAGCCCUUUUCCUGCAGAAUCAGGAGUUCAUGAAAGAGCUACAGCGUAACAGAGACUUCCUCAUAGCUCUGGAGAUAGAUCGUCAGAGGUGCGAGAAAACACAGUGUGGUCAUUCAUCCGCUUGCACGGAGAACUCCGCCGAAGGUGAUAAUUGUGGCUCGGGGUCUGAGGAGGCCUGUUCAUCAGUCUCUGACGAUGCCUUAUUCCUGGAGAAACUCAAGCACAUGGGCAAAUCUACAAGGAAGAAGCUCUUUGAAAUUGCUAAAUCAUUCUCGGAGAAGACCAGAAGAAAGAAGUCCAAAAAGCGAGCUCUGCCCAAACACCAGUCAUAUCCUCACAUGUCCAGCCCUGACAGUCGCUGCCUGGAGUUUGCAUCUAUUCUGGGCUCUGCAACCUCCACCGUCAAUCUCCUGGAAGAAGUAGAGAGUCCGCCAUCGGCCGAGGAUGACAGCCAAUUUAAGAGACUCCCAGGAAGAGAGGAAGGGGAGGAGUCAAAGGAAAUGAUGUCAUGAUGGAUGAAUCCUGGCUGGAGCAGCCAAUGGUCUCUGCUUUAGAGAGGUUGUUUCAACAGCUCUGAAGACUGAAGCAUCGUGAAGAUGGAGAUUUUACUCAUUAGUUUCCUGCAAUGCUUAAUUAAACCUGAGCCAUAAAAUCAUCAUAGUUCUAUAUUGUUUGUAAAAUUCUGGUUCAACAGUCUAGUUUCUGAUGAGGUGUAGCAGAUUUGGUGGUGUUUAGAAGUAUGCUGUGUCAGGACGGUGCUCAUGCUGUGCUGGGACUCAGGACUCUGAACAUCCACAAGCACAAAACCUCAUUGCUCUGCUCGAUAAGAAAAUCUGUGUCUAUCUCAGGAGAAUUUAAACGGCCUGGAGCCCAUGUACAGUUCCUGUCAUGUUUAUAGAUAACGCUCUUUCCAUUUCUCAUGAUCUUAUUUGAUAGGUAUUACUUUGAUAACUGCGUGAUUGAUUAAAAAAUAGUUAUCAAGUUUAGUUGCUAUGUUGCAAUGUGUUUUCAUCCAACUCACAAUCUGAAAUCAUGCUCAAGGCUUUUUCGAAAAUUCUGCUUCAUUUCACCAUUCAUUACUGAAAUUAAGUCAUAUUUUAUUCUUAGUGUUAAGUAAGGUCUGGUUGUGUGUGGGAUAGUAUUUAUUAAAACUAAAUUGUAAUUUUCACAGUUUAGAGCUGUCAGUUCACUGUAAAUUACUAUUGAUUUUCAGAGGAUCAUUUUGUUUGUUAUUAAAUAAAUUACAUUUUGAAACCAA
Molecule: messenger RNA, 2749 nt
Organism: Onychostoma macrolepis
Lineage: Eukaryota; Metazoa; Chordata; Actinopteri; Cypriniformes; Cyprinidae
Gene: cuedc1a
Product: CUE domain containing 1a
Exons: 13
Coding region: 771-2003 (410 amino acids)
Molecular function (GO): ubiquitin binding
Source: RefSeq, a predicted model, not a curated record